AUGGAAGGCAUAUGGGAAGAGCAUGGUUUGAUGAUAAAUCCAUUACCAUUCCAAGGAAAAGUUGGGCCCAAUUUACCACCAGGGCUUGGAGAUCCACUCAGUUAUUUUUAUUGUAUUUUUCCUGAAAGCUUUAUUAAUUAUCUGGUUUUUCAAACCAAUUUUUAUGCACACCAAAAACAAAAACCAUUUGAAACUGCUACUUCUCAGUCUAUGAAGACAUUUUUAGCAAUCAAUUUGCUUAUGGUUAUUAAAAAACUUUAUUCUUAUAAAGAUUAUUGGUCAUCAAAUCCUCAACUCAGUGCUGAAUACAUUUCAUCUUUCAUGCCUGUGAAUAGAUAUUCUUGGUUUUUAGCUCAUAUGCGUUUAUCUGAUAAUAAUUUUCGACCAAAUAGAAAUGAUAUAAAUUAUGAUAAACUAUAUAAAGUGAGGCCACUAAUUAACACGUCAUCGUCCAGUGAAUAUCGAUACCUGACAGGGCUAUGUACGGUUUCUUAUGGAGCUGCUCGAAUUUCGCCGGAACGUGUUUCGAACCUGCCUACCUAA
Melanaphis sacchari is the source of this 543-nucleotide messenger RNA. RefSeq lists its product as uncharacterized. The record is from RefSeq and is a predicted model, not a curated record. The coding region runs from base 1 to 543 and encodes 180 amino acids. Lineage: Eukaryota; Metazoa; Arthropoda; Insecta; Hemiptera; Aphididae. The transcript has a single exon.